AUGCCGACCAAGAGGAGCGUGGGCACCCUGGGCGAGAAGGACCUCAGCGGGAAGAAGGUGCUCCUCCGCGCCGACCUGAACGUGCCGCUGGACGACGGCCAGAGGAUCGCCGACGACAACCGCAUCCGCGCCUCCGUGCCCACCAUCAACUUCCUCAUGGGCAAGGGCGCCAAGCUCAUCCUGGCCAGCCAUCUGGGCCGGCCAAAAGGUGUCACCCCGAAGUACAGCUUGAAGCCUCUUGUUCCACGCCUGUCUGAGCUUCUUGGAGUUGAUGUUGUGAUGGCGAAUGACUGCAUAGGUGAGGAAGUUGAGAAAUUAGCUACUGCUUUACCAGAUGGAGGUGUUCUACUUCUAGAAAAUGUAAGAUUCUACAAGGAGGAAGAAAAGAAUGACCCUGAGUUCGCCAAGAAACUAGCAUCUGUUGCUGAUCUUUAUGUAAAUGAUGCCUUUGGCACUGCACACAGAGCACAUGCUUCAACAGAGGGAGUUACCAAGUAUUUGAGGCCUGCUGUCGCUGGAUUUCUUAUGCAGAAGGAACUUGACUAUCUUGUUGGAGCUGUUGCCAACCCGAAAAAGCCAUUUGCUGCCAUUGUUGGUGGAUCCAAAGUGUCAACCAAGAUUGGGGUGAUCGAGUCUCUUUUGUCGAAGGUUGACAUCCUCAUCCUUGGUGGCGGUAUGAUUUACACAUUUUACAAGGCCCAGGGGUAUGCUGUUGGGAAAUCUCUUGUGGAGGAAGACAAGCUUGAACUGGCAAACUCUCUUACUGAGAUGGCCAAGUCGAAGGGGGUCUCUCUUUUGCUUCCCACUGAUAUUGUAGUAGCUGAUAAUUUUGCUGCAGAUGCUGAGAGCAAGAUUGUUCCUGCCUCUGCUAUUCCUGAUGCUUGGAUGGGUCUUGACAUUGGCCCAGAUUCUAUCAAGAAAUUCAGUGAAACUUUGGACACUACCAAGACUGUCAUCUGGAAUGGGCCGAUGGGAGUUUUCGAAUUUGAGAAGUUUGCUGCUGGCACCGAUGCGAUCGCGAAAAAGUUGGCUGAUAUCACAGCAAAAGGCGUGACAACCAUCAUCGGCGGUGGCGACUCUGUUGCUGCCGUCGAGAAGGCUGGUUUGGCGAGUAAGAUGAGCCACAUUUCGACCGGAGGUGGCGCAAGCCUGGAGCUGUUGGAAGGCAAGACCCUCCCAGGCGUCCUUGCUCUCGACGACGCAUAG
Molecule: messenger RNA, 1206 nt
Organism: Triticum turgidum subsp. durum (durum wheat)
Lineage: Eukaryota; Viridiplantae; Streptophyta; Magnoliopsida; Poales; Poaceae
Source: the annotation of a GenBank genome assembly